CAUUGAAGACACCAACGCCGACCCACCCCAAUACAUACUACUCCCCGUCAGCACACACUACCCUCAGUUCAUGUCCCCUGACUUUGACGUUUACAACAAGAACCGGAAACUGUGGAGCAAUGAUUGUAACGGCAUCAUAAACAUUCUCAUAGCGGCUGCCAAGGAGGUCUUUGAUGAGGAAAAGGCUUCAAGCUUCAUUCUCGGGGUGACAGAAAGAGAGAUUGAAGAGGGCAUACUGAAGAACUUCAGGAGUGAUGAAUGUUUUUGGCUGAAACGGGAGAUUCGGGAUCUCGAUCUAGGACAUAAAAGUAUAUCCAGAUAUAAAGACACUGUGGGCGAGGACGACUGGGCUUUACGGAACGCUCGGCUCUUUGACAACCUUGAGAUGCAGCUGAAGGCAACACUCCCUGCGUCCAGUAUAGAGACGAUUUCAGUGGACUGGUCAGAUAAUGCCAUUGACCCAUAUUCAAACCCUAAGCACAGAAAGUACACUGACGAACUGUGUGAGGCGUUUGAAACCCGAGUGGAGGACACGUUCAACAGGGCAGCAGAAGCCCUGAGUUCCGAGGGUCUGCAUGACAGACUACUAGCGGAGCUGGCCCAGCAUACAGCCUUAGCGCAGGCCAAGUGCAAGGACUUUUAUGGAAGAGAAGACUUAAUGAAGAAAAUCAAGUCGUAUCUCCUUUCUGAGAAAGUACCGAAAAAGCCUUUGCUUAUAUCUGGAACUUCCGGAAGUGGCAAAACAACAGUCAUUGCCAGGACAAUGAAGGAGGCUUUAGAAUGGAGAGAUGGAAAGGUUGCUAUAGUUACCAGGUUCAUCGGUACGACUCGAGAGAGCUCACGCGUGGGUACAGUGCUGGCUAGUAUGACACGUCAGAUCCAGAAGAUAUAUGGCCAGGAAGGUGCUACAGACGAGUUUCAAAGUUUCAAUGAAACAUGUAUACGGUUCACGUCCAGCUUGAGCAUGGCGACCGGAAUCUGUCCACUUGUAGUGUUGCUGGACAGCUUCGAGCAGCUUGACCCCCUGGAGGAAGCCAUGAACCUUGCUUGGAUCCCAAUACCUCUCCCACUUAACGUGAAGAUUAUCAUCUCCUGCCUUGAAGAAGGGGACAUCAAAAAUAAGCUCACUGACGACGUUAAACCAAUUGAGCACAAACUGGAAGGAUUUUCCUCAUCGGAUGCAGUUAGCACCCUGAAGCAAUUGCUGAAACAGGAAGGUCGAUGUUUGACAAACUCUCAGCUGGAGGAGGUCGGGGCUGCCUUUGCUAGAUGCAGUCUCCCUCUGUUUGUUCGUCUCACCCUUCAGGAGGCUCUCAGGUGGAAAUCGUUCUCGCCUCCAGCAGACACGCGGUUGAAAGCAACAGUCCAGGAAGCUGUUCGUGCCUUCUUUCAACGCAUUGAACAAAACCACGGGCGUAUCUUCACAAGCCAUGCUCUGGCAUAUAUAACUCUUGCCCGUCGCGGUUUGAGUGAGAGCGAGUUGGAAGACAUCCUGUCUUGUGAUGAUGAGGUUUUAAACGAAGUGUUCAGUUUCUGGGUCCCACCAAUCCGGCGUUUACCUCCCUUGAUCCUGGUUCGACUCAAGAAUGACCUUGACCUGUACAUAGCUCAGCGAGAGAUUGACAACUCCCCUGUCUUAUUAUGGAAUCACCAGCUGUUUAAAGACGUGGCACAUGACAUGUACUGCAGUGACGUCACGAUCACGAAGACGCUACAUGAGAAUUUGGCGGACUUUUUCUCGGGAAAAUGGUCAGAUUGUGAAAAACCGUUCAAAGACAGAGAUGGAAAGGACGGAAGUGCAGACAGGCGUGUUACCGCUCAACCAGUGAUGCAUGGGGAGGAGGCAAAUUUGAGAAAGCUGAAUUGUCUCCCUUGGCACUUUAUGCAACUUCAGGAUUUCUCAAGAUUGAACGAAGAAUGUUUAUUCAACAUCGAUUUCCUCACAGUCAAGAUGAAAUUCACAAGUGUGAGGUCUGUCAUUGAUGACUUCACCGAUGCGAUGACGUGUCUGGUGAAUGAGAGCAAGUUGUACGGAACGAUUAGGGACACCAUUCAGAUAUCCCAGAAGGCACUUUUCAAUGACGUCAAUGAACUUCCGACACAGCUGCUCAACAGACUCGUGAAGAAAGAUGAUAGCUUUAGGCUUUUGUUGGACAACUGCCGCAAGGUGGCGUUCCCGAUCUUGAUAUGUGACCAACAACUCCUCACGUCUCCUGGCGGCAACCUGCAACAUUCCUUCCCGAGUCACCAAGGAAGAGUUGUCUCCCUUGAUUUAACGCAGGAUGGCUAUACUGCUGUCACGUAUGGAAAGGACAGGAAGGUGAUGAUAUGGGACGUAAGGAAUGGAAGCCUCGUGCAAUCAUUUGAUACUGGAGACGAGGAGCCAAUCAAAGCCCUUCUUGCAUACGACGACCAGGAUAUCGUUGUCGUAACCAAUCAGUCUUUUUCUACCUUCCACAGGACAUCGGGAAAACGGUUUGGGAAUGUUACUUUUCAAAGCCUUGGAAUCAACGUCCCGGCUGUCUGUGUGGCUGGUAAUGCAAGGGACAGCAAAACUAAGCUCCACGUGCAUAAUCCGUUCGUGUUGGCGGUGACAAACGACCAGAUAAUCAAGGCGGGUGCCAGGACGCUUGAUGUCAAACACAUGGAGAAACACAGGAUUGAUGAGCUGUCUGAAGGGAAGAUUGGACAGGGUUCAAUCUGUGUUGGAUUUGUCGGCUACAUUGCUGUGACGGAUGAAGACCGAUAUCAACUGCAAGUCUUCUCACUGAAGGACUUCAAGCGUCUGGCUUUAACACGGGUCUAUCCAGCAUUUGAGCUUGGGGGUAACGUGGGACUGUCAAUAGAAGCCAUGUGUUUCUCUAAAGAGGGUGACUGUCUGUUCGUCUCCAACUGGAGGGAUGGAAAUAUCCUGUGUCUGGACGUGAAGGAUUUGAAGGAAACAAGCAGACUCUCAGGGGAUGUCGAACCCUACAACUUCCGGGUUACAAAGGACGAGGGCAUCCUGUAUUUCCCUUCAGGCAAUAAGGUUGUACUACGAGAUAAGAGAAACCACAACCACACAAGCUUAGCCGACCACCCGUGCCGUGUUCUGUUCUGCGCAACUAAGGACUUCAACCCACUGGUGACGGUUGGACAGGACAGCGUUAUCCGACUAUUUAACGCUGGUACCAAACUGGCGUGGCCUGCGACAAGAUCUCUCUUUGAAGAACCCGAAAAUAUGAUACAAAGCCUGUGUCUGUUCCGGAAUCCUCGCUAUGCCCUGGCCCUGAAGGUAGCAACGGACAGGUCAAGACAGGUGCUUGUUCAGGAUCUGCUGGAGGACAAACUCGUUAGAUGCGCCACAUGUAAGGGUAACUUGGAGAUGGAGGUAUACGAGGAGGAGCCUGGAAAUGUCACAGCUAUUGUACGAGGGCCGUCGGGUAAACUGUCCAUCCUUGACCUUGAACAUAUGACCGCGACCCGCCUUGGCCUGUCGACCAAAGACCUUUCGCCCAGGUCAUUCCGGAUUCUCAAGAAACAUGAUGGUAUUGUGGCCGUCAGCAGUGGCGGUGACAGCAUCAACAUCUACGAUCUUAAGCACAACAAGAAGGAGAAACUUCCGUGUGAAAAAGAAAACAUAGCAAACUUCCAGGUUAAUGAGACUGAGACAGUGUUGGCCGUGGCUACAGAGGAUGGGUCGUGCAUCGUCUACAAUCUGGAGAAACAAGUCCGUCUGUUUUGUCUCAAGCCAGAGGAUAUCUGUCCCGAGAGUCCAGACAUCUGCGAUUUUCUGAGAGUGUCAGGCGUCACGAAUGACGGGAAGUUGCUGGUUCUGGAAACUGCGGAAUUGCCAAAAAUAUGGAAUAUUAAAAACGAUCAAGCCUCCAGUGACCUAGAGAUUUACUGGGAUGCGGGAGAGGACAUAGAGCUCUCACACACUACAGUACUUCCGGGGAACAAGCUCCUUGCAGCGACAAAUGCCGGAGCUACAUAUGUGUUCGACAUUCAGACAGGGCAUACUUUGGCUGAAAACUCCUUUCAUCGUGGAGAGGUUCGUUUGUCGUCUAGUCAGGGCGACACCUACUUGACCUACGGUGAGGACUCCCAGGAUCAGGUCAUCGCUGUGUGGAGUAAAACAAAGAUGGCGCCCAUGGCUACAUUUACUUCAGAUCAGCAGCUGGAUGAAGUGACGCUAAGUGAAGAUGGGAAGUUCGUCGUAGGCUGUCUGAGCAACCCUGCCAAAAUUGUCACCUGGCACGUUCAAGACCUUAGUAAAGCGCGGGAAAAGUGCAUGGAUGGCAGAGCCCUUUUCAGAAAUGAAGUAUUGGACAUGAAUCUGAAACUAGACGAAGAGGAACCUACCGAGGACAGAUACUCGACAGAUGACAAUCUCGAGUCGGAAGAAGAAGAGGGGGGAAACCUCGAUGAUUUUUUUUAAUAAUGAAUGAAGUUUGACCCCGCACACCAGAGUCGCACAGUGAACAGCUCCCUGCACUGUCACCGAUGUCUUGAUACUGACACGACCUGGUCCACCUAUACAGCAUUAAAUCACACUGUUUGGCAGUACCAUUAACUCAACAUUCGAGAAAUUGUGAUCAAAUAUAAUUGUUUAUCA
This is a messenger RNA of Haliotis rubra (blacklip abalone), 4597 nucleotides long. Its product is annotated as NACHT domain- and WD repeat-containing protein 1-like. The transcript has 23 exons. The record is from RefSeq and is a predicted model, not a curated record. Gene Ontology annotation, molecular function: protein binding. NCBI's taxonomy places the organism in Eukaryota, Metazoa, Mollusca, Gastropoda, Lepetellida, Haliotidae. Bases 71 to 4420 code for a protein of 1449 amino acids.